AGUCCGCCGGUCAGCCCUUCGGUACCCAGUCCGUCGCACAGACCCCAGACGGAAACUUCUCCAACCUUGAUCCAAAUGCUGCCGCGAAACAGAUAGCCGCUCUCAACGCCGCUGGUCUUGCCAGGUUAACCAACGGUCGCCCGAAUAACGCGUCCUCCCUCCAGCAAUCAGCCAACGGCGCACCUCCCUCUUCAUUCCCAGGUGGCAUGCCCUCGGCAAACAACCAGUUUGGUCCACCUCUUCAGGACGGGUCUAACAGCAUGCCUGCAAAUAGCUUCGGUCCUCAGCAACACGGAGCCCAAAUGGCAAACCCAUCUCAAGUCAACGCUGACUCUUCUUCAUCCCACCAAGGCCUCACGCCCCAACAGCAAGCAAGCUUGCGACAACGGCAGAGGGCAUUCCUUGGCAGUCUAGCCAGCAUCCACCAGAGUAAAGGCACUCCUCUCCCCCCAGCGCUUACCGGCGUGCCAUACCCACCUAACCAUGACCCUUCAAAUUCGCCAUGGAAGUCUCUAGACUGUUCUUCCGGCGAGCCUGGCAUCCUACGAAUAUCAGGACGGGAUAUCGAUCUGCUUAAACUCUGGAGUAUUGUAACCUCAGCCGGUGGAGGGCCCAAGAUAGCCUCACAAAAUCUUUGGCCGCUUGUGUUACAGAAACUGGACAUGCAGUGGUGUUCAUCUAUGGCCCCCGAAAACCUGAAAGUUGUUGCCACAAACGUGGCAAACCAUUACAGUGUCAUCCUGCACCCUUUUGAAGAAGUUUGGCGGCGGAAUGUGCAGGCCCAGGAGCAGAACAGAAAGGCCCAAAUGGCCCGCCAGCAGAGCGAUCAACAAGGCUCGCUUCCUGCCAAUACAGGGUCUGCGAGCAACCAGCAGUCUUCCGCAUCUUCACAUGUCUCUAAUCAAAUGCAUGUUGAUAAUGGGGGAGCCUCCGACGCAGCAGGACAUGCUUCAACAUCAACCUCAAGUCCCCAGGUGAACAAUCUCCAGCUACCACGAAGUCCAAUCUCCCAAAAAGCGUCAUCUGUACCCGCGACUCAAUCUCCUGCACCCAAUGGAUUCUCAGAUGGAGAUGAUGCGCAGAGUAGGAAAAGAGCUCAUGAGGGGGAGGAAAUGGAUGGCAAACGGGCCAGACAGAAGACAGGAUUGCUAGAUCUUCCUGACACCUUACCUUCACUGACAACCUCACCUUUGCUGUCUUCUGGUGGACCUGUGCCUUCGCCCCAAAAGACCCCUUCAUCUUCACAAGCUCAAACGCAGUACCUGCGUACUAAAGUCGAGUACGUGCCAUAUGCCCGCGAGGUGGAAACGUAUGGCGGUCGCGACCUUAAUGCGAUGGACGAAGACUAUGCCCGAUCGACUAUGCGUCCAAUCAGAGAUAUCAACGAAUGGGGCACUGUUGACAUCGAAGCACUCACCAUGUCGAUCCGCUCGCGACUAACUGCGGAACUGUCGUAUGCUCUCACCACUCUUAUGCUUUUGUCAACCAUGAGAGGGCCUACACCUGGGUCCGGAUUUCCAAUAGCUCAAUGUCCGGACCUCAUGGAUGAUGUUUUGGACCUCAUGGAAGACGAGGCAUUCGGUGGCACUCCAGACCUCGCAACGUACAAUAUCGACGCCAGGAACUACAUACCCCGACACAAGGAGCUUGUUCAAACCGUGGUCGAAGAUGAAACGUGUCCUUUUGCUGGUCUCGAAUCUCGGGAAGGUUCGCAAAGAGGUCGAAAGCUCAGCUCCGCACAGCAUAGCCCAGCCAACCUGAUUCUCGCGGUGCUGAACGUCAUCCGCAACUUGUCUGUAAUCCCCGAUAAUCAACCUUAUCUCGCACAACAUGAACGUCUGCUCGACUUGGUGCUACGCAUGGGAGGCAUUGUGCAGGACGCCGACGGACAGUUGCGUGCUGUCUCGUCUGCUUUGUCUCUGCCGGACGUGAUUAGCGUCCGGAAAGAAGCGAUAUCAAUACUUGGCAACCUUGCAGGAAUGAUCCAGUAUCCUUCAACAGCACCGUCGCCAGCAGUGAUUCGUUCGUCCACCCGGGCGUUUGAGCUACUCGCUUCCGUCCUCGUUGAACCCUCCGAUGCAGUUCCUCCGAUGCAACUCCUCAAGGACAGCAACCUCACGUUACCCACGAGUCGACCACCACAGUUGGCGGAUCUUGCACUCGACAUCUUCACCCGCCUCGCACAACCCGAUCAAAAUCGAAAAGUGCUUGCGACUGUGAUACCCGAAACGUGGAUAUGGAAGUUGCUGGAAAGCCUCGUAAGACGGCUACCCAUGUCGGAUCACGACUUUGCUUUCUUGAGCCGAGAACCAUGGCUGUGCUACACGGAGCGGGCCGUCAUGUCCAUCUACGCGCUCGCGUUCUUGUCUUCUGCGGAGCUUAAGCGAAAGAUUCGGACGGAUCGCAAGCUGUGCUUCCCGCAGGUCAUGAUCAGAGUCGUGCAGAAGCUAUUGAUGACACCGCCGCAUCUGGAGACACGGCAAUGGUAUCUGGUCACAGCACGACGGGCGGUGGAGGCUCUGAAACUGAUCGAUGUCGGACAAGACUCGUUUGACGCGGUUCCAGCAGUGACACCUGCACUCGCGUUUGGAAUGGGAUUCGGGGAGAGCGGAGAUUCGGGUGUCGAGAGGGGCACGGGGCUCUUUGGCGGGCGGCGGGAUGUGUGGGAUCUGUUGAUGCAGCGGGAUCUGGACCCGAUCAUGUUCACCGAGCUGGAGAGCUUGACGCGGGUAGAGUUCUAGCUGCAGCUCAUUGCACAACUAAUGGACGGUCUCUAAGCUUAAAUUUAU
Coniophora puteana RWD-64-598 SS2 is the source of this 2789-nucleotide messenger RNA. RefSeq lists its product as uncharacterized. Gene Ontology annotation, biological process: regulation of transcription by RNA polymerase II. The record is from RefSeq and is a predicted model, not a curated record. Gene Ontology annotation, molecular function: transcription cis-regulatory region binding. Gene Ontology annotation, cellular component: SWI/SNF complex; nucleus. The coding region runs from base 207 to 2741 and encodes 844 amino acids. The transcript is spliced from 5 exons. NCBI's taxonomy places the organism in Eukaryota, Fungi, Basidiomycota, Agaricomycetes, Boletales, Coniophoraceae.